Molecule: messenger RNA, 1215 nt
Organism: Lodderomyces elongisporus
Lineage: Eukaryota; Fungi; Ascomycota; Pichiomycetes; Serinales; Debaryomycetaceae
Gene: RAV2
Product: Rav2p
Exons: 1
Coding region: 1-1215 (404 amino acids)
Cellular component (GO): RAVE complex
Source: RefSeq, a predicted model, not a curated record
AUGUCGUUUGCCCAGCACCAAGAGUUUGUGAAUUCAGUUUCACAGAUACAAAAGGAAAAUGAGGAAAGAGAAUUGCACUGGUUUAUCAACCAUACUGUGAUACCUGAGUUUCCCCAGAUCAUCGAAACUCUUUCAAUGUGCUCCAACUUAUUACUUUACAACUCUCCACAGCACCCGGACCCCAAAAAUAGAAUUGAACGAGGUCCACCAGUUAAACUUCCUGUGUCAACAAGUAAACUGGAAAAAUUGAAGGGAAUAGUUGUACGGGACGGAGCAUACGUCACCCAAUUUCAAGUUGCAACCAGAGACCAUUAUUUUAACAAAUGUUUCAACAAAUUGAAUUUGACCAAACCCAUUUUGCUCAGCCAAGUUAUCGAUACUAAAGUGGCCAUUGAUGACUCGAUUCAACUAAUGGAAAGUCUUUCAAAGUUAAGUAAAGCUGAGCACGAGCAUAAGGAUGACAAAGACCACGAGGAUUACCACAGAAAGCUAUACACCUCUUUUCGGGAUCUUUUAUUUAAAGUUCAGACUGCAAAGACAAGCUUGCAACUACCGACGGACCCGCAUUUGGUAUUUCCUAUGAAAUUGACUCCUCGUGAUUAUUUUGCUCCGGAACUUCCUCCUACGAUAACAGUGGAUUUCUACAUCAGCCAAGCCGAAAUAUGCAUUGACAUGAAGAGUCUCCAUCGAAUAACUGAGAAACCAUGGAGCGAGGUUGAUUCCAAGACGGGCAAGUCGUAUGUCGACAAACUACGUGAAGAAAUGAAACUCACAAGUACUGACUUGGUAAUGAUAGAGGGAAAAGAAAAGAAAAAAGGAGUUGGAGGAACUGCAGAAAGUAGUUCAACAUUGAACAGCAGUAAAGUGGCUCUGCGAUCAAACUCGGUAACCCCUGCUGCCUCUAUCUCAGAUAUUUCAGAGCGCGCAGAUCUGGAGGGACUGGCUAGCCAUACGUUACUGAAACAAAGUAGCUCUGAUGAUCAAAACCAAGGCUUUCUUAGUAGCAUGAUGAGCCAUAUACAAUUUAAGCCCAAGCACGAUCCCAAUGAAUACAUUAUGAGAUGUGUUACGUAUAACCAUAUGGUGGUUACGAUCAAUUCCAAGAUUGAAGUGUCAUCAGAGGAUCCUAUCCUAGUAAGUUGCUUCACCAAGCUAAAUACAAUCGAGUAUUUGAUUAGAAAGAUCUUGGAUAGUUUGGAUAUUUUCAUUAGUUAG